This is a messenger RNA of Uranotaenia lowii, 2463 nucleotides long. RefSeq names its product transcription factor sox-3-like. The transcript has 2 exons. Gene Ontology annotation, molecular function: DNA-binding transcription factor activity, RNA polymerase II-specific; RNA polymerase II cis-regulatory region sequence-specific DNA binding. Gene Ontology annotation, biological process: anatomical structure morphogenesis; cell differentiation; regulation of DNA-templated transcription. NCBI's taxonomy places the organism in Eukaryota, Metazoa, Arthropoda, Insecta, Diptera, Culicidae. The record is from RefSeq and is a predicted model, not a curated record. Bases 607 to 1392 code for a protein of 261 amino acids.
UUAUGAUGGAACCAUUAUGCGUUUAGAAUUCGACGUGAAAACAUCGGUUUGAUAGCAUCUCCCAGGUUGUUGGGUUUUGUAUUUCGGUGCUUUUUUUAUUUGCGGAAUCGGAAGUGGAAGUGCUUUCCAAGGUGCGAUAAGGGAGUUGGGUUAUUCGAUAGGUUUGACCGGAAUAAAGAAGUGGAAAUUUGAAUUUUUGGGGUUUAGCUUGAUCAACCUAAAGUGAGAUGGUUGCAUUCUAGAACGUGUGAAAAAAAUUAAAAAUUCGGAUUUCAAAAUUCAGGUGGUUAAAGCGAAAAUUUGGGAAGGGCUCACCCUAAAACAAAGCACAACAUCUCAAGGGUGGCACAAAGAAACCAAAACUGAUAACAGUGAAGACAAAUUUGCACGGUUCUAGCUGAUAAGUACCCGAAAUUUUAUUACUCUGAAGUGGUGUUUAAGAUAACUGAAGCAUUUCUGGUUGCACUCCCGAAAAUAAGCCAUGUCGUACAACGUCAAUAGCUUGUUCUAGAAAACGUGAUACGGUUUACAGUUCCAGUGAAAAUUAGGAAGAACCAAGUUAAGUGAUAACAAACUACCAACAUAAAAAAAAAUCUCCCCAUCAAGAUGGACAUGACAAUAUCGUCCAAAAUUCUCCACACCAGUUCGCUGAACCUUAAUGGGUUAACAAUCACAAGCAGCAGUAAUGGACCUGGAAGUUCCAGUAGUUCCAGCAUCAGUUCGCACUGUUCAUCGUCACCUUCCUCAACCAGUGCCCUGGAUGGCCAGAACGGAAGUCGGGAGCACAUCAAACGGCCCAUGAACGCCUUCAUGGUGUGGUCCCGGGGUCAGAGGCGUAAAAUGGCCCAGGACAAUCCCAAGAUGCACAACUCGGAGAUAUCGAAAAAUUUGGGCGCUCAAUGGAAGCUGCUGACCGAGGGCGAGAAGCGACCGUUCAUUGAUGAGGCCAAGCGACUAAGAGCUCUUCACAUGAAGGAACACCCGGACUACAAAUACCGACCACGACGAAAGCCCAAAACUCUGGUCAAAACAUCGAAUCCAUCUAAUUCAGUCGGUUCUAACAGCUCCCCAGCAUCUUCAUCAUCCAGCAAGGAACCAUUGCGGUCACAUUCCCCCCAACCCAGCAAAUCUCCCUACAACCCUUCUCCCCUGACCACACCCAUCGGACUACCCCCCGGAAUGUUCCCCUCCUAUCACUUCGCUUACGAUCUGCACCAGAAGGCCUUCUGGAAUCUCUACGGGCCGCAUCUCCUCUCAUCGAUGGUUCCUUCGUACAACUCCCUUCCACCCCACUCUCCCCUGGCGCCGCUAGCCUACAUCAAGGCGCCAAAAUCGUCACCGCCGUCGCCGAUUGCCACCCCCUCGCCAAUUCCGCCGGGCAAUGUCAUCUGACCAACACCACUACGCUACAGUGCCGAGCACAGCGUUUAGGACAAAUUUCCAUCGAGAAAGAAACCCCGAACUUCAUAUCAGUCAGUGGCAGUGUGAAUGGCAAAUUGAAACUGCGUUGGGAAGUGUUCUGUUUUAUUUUGUCUCCUUUUUUUUGGGAUGGAAAACAGAAACAGUCCCGAAAAAAAACCCGUCACCCAACAAGAAGAACAAACAAGCAAACAUGGCAUACAUUUUUGUGAUACGCUCAAGCAUAUAAUACAUAUAUUUAUUAUUGGUCUGAGUGGGGCAAACAGAGCCAAUUUUUAUCGAAUCAUAUCAUGAAGAAAAUAUUCGGAACCAUUUCUGCUCGCAGAAAAGAUCCAAUGAAGAAGAUGAACCUAACCCAGUUAUUUAGCAAAUAAGGUAAUCUGUAGCUUGUACGAAUCAACAUUUCUGAAAAACGUUUUCAAAUGCAGUUCGAUUCGUUUCAUUGAUUUUACAAUGAUGUUAGGUUAAUGAUGAACAUAAUCAAAAUUCACUACGUUUUUUAAAAAAUCCUUAGUUCAAAUUUGUCUCAUUUCAUUGGAAUAAAAUGAAAAAAAAAAUCAGUUAAGUAAGAUUCUUUUUAGGUGCAAUAUGUUCAAUUCUAGUAAAAAGGGCCCAGUCACAAUCCUUGUUUGUUAAAAAAAACAUGCUGAGAAAAACCUGUAAAUAUUAUCUCAAAACGAAAGAAAAGACAAGUCCUGAUGAAAAGUCUCAAAAACAAAUUCGUUAGACAUUUUAUAAUCGUUGUUUAAUUGGAUAAGCUACUGCACAAAUCAAACUUAAAAAAAAAUACACUAAAACAAUUUAUGCGUGUAAUGCUGAAAUAGAACAAGUGUUCUAUAGAAAAAAAAACAUUUUCGCACUUUAGUUUUAAAAUAUAAAAACAGACUAAGAAGUCAAGGCAGCAACAUUGUACGUACAUAAUAUUUCUAGUAAGAGAGUAAUAUUAAACCCAAACAACUGUAACUAAGUGUCAAAAUUGAACGGGGGCUUUUGGAAAUUUGAAAGCUCUCAAAAUCUCACCAUUGACUUUUACUUUUAGAAAUA